Molecule: messenger RNA, 4789 nt
Organism: Cuscuta epithymum
Lineage: Eukaryota; Viridiplantae; Streptophyta; Magnoliopsida; Solanales; Convolvulaceae
Source: the annotation of a GenBank genome assembly
AGGUGAAUGAGGUGUCCUUGGAUAGCCUUUGAAGUCUAUUUUCAUAUUUGAGUGGUCUCUGCUCGAGGGGAGAGGUUUAUCUUACAAAAAUCGAGCUGGAGUGAGUGGUGGUCUGUAAACUCGAGCUGUGAGAGUGCUGAGGCUGUUUGGUUGAUAUCUCGAGAUAUACCAAUCCAAUUAAGGUGUGUGAUAUACCAAAAGAAAUCUCUCAAGACGAGGAAUCUGUGAAGGUCUGGUUUGCAUCAAUCGGAGUAGUGGAAAGCUUCCAAAUCGUCCGAGCAAAACACAACCUCGCAGAAACAGAUUUACUCUUCUAAAGAAACGUGUUCACCGGAAAACAACCAUUAUAGGGGCUGUUUUCGUACCAACGUUUAAGGGUUGAGCUAGCACUUGGAAGAGGCUGUUUAACACUCAUAUUUGAGCAAGGAAUCAGUUCCAAAUCCACCUUGACCAAGGUCUUGACCAUUGGACCAAGAAGGGAUAGUUUAAAGCUCAAUUGAGGUUGAGGCUAGAGCUUGCUUCCUGUGCUCGUUGCUCGAGAGAUCAUAUAGGAGGGAAGACUUGAAAUGGACCGUGGUGGCAGGAUUACUAGGAGAAACCCGACGGGCCGUGUACCAGUGGAGACUGGACAGGGCAGUCGAAGGACCUCUAGGGCAUCUAGAGGAGCUGGCCGUGGAGGCCGAUCACAGACCGUGAGUGACGGUCAUGUUGACACAGAAAGUGAAACCUACUGGUCCUAUGAGGACUCGACUUACCAACCGGAGACCGAGCCGGUUGAGACCCCUUACGAAGGGGAUGACGAUGAUGUAAGUGAUGAAGAAGGGGAGAAUGACUCCCUAGCCAGAAUUGAGGCGCUGCUCCAGCAAUAUCAGCGGGAGCGCGAGGAAAGGAGGGAACGCCGAAGGCGCCGAGGAGGGCGAACUUCGGGAGGGGCUUCAAGAGGAAGAAGCCAUGGCGACUCUAGGGCCCACAUUGAACCACACGGGGGCCGGGGUGAUGGAGGUCCGAUCAUAAGGAUCUCCAUAUACCUCAAAGAGGCACGAGACUUGGGGUGCAAACCCUUCAAUGGAGCAGGUGACAUCUCGGUCGCCGCGAAAUGGAUCAAGAGGUUGAACGAAGCAGCCCUUGAUAUGCAACUCACCCCCGAAUUCAAGCUAAGAGUGGCGGUAAGAUUGCUUGAAGGGAUGGCAUCCACAUGGUGGGAUGGAGCCAAGGGGAAGUAUGGCAAUGUUGUGACUUGGGAGAAUUUCCGACAAGAGUUCUUUGCCCAAUACUAUUCUGAUUUUGAGGUGAACAAUAAGAGGAGAGAGUAUACCCUCCUAACCCAAGGUGGCAAGAUGACGGUGAGGCAACUUGAACACAAAUUCAGGGAACUCGCGGAGUUCAUACCGGAGUAUGUCUGUGAUGAGAACCGGAUGGUAAAUCACUUCUGGGAUGCCUUAGACUUGGAGGUGCGUGAGAGGGCAACGCAGUUGCCUAACAUGACUUUUAGCCAGGUGGUCGAGCAGGGAUUGAAAGGGGAGAAGGAAUGGGAAGAAAGAAAGAUGAAGAACGCCGAAGAGGCGAAGAAGAGAAAAUGGGAGAGUCACGGCUCCCAAGGUUCCAACAAAAAGGGGAACCAUGGAGGGGGAUCUUUCCGUGCACCGCCGCCACCAUCUAGGGGGAACCAGGGCUCGAGCAGGCAUGACUCGGGGUCACAAGCCUCGGGGACGCCUCGUUGCUUGAAUUGCAAGAAGAGUCACCUCGGAAAAUGCCGUGAACCUCCUAGAUGCUUCCAAUGCGGGAACACCGGGCAUUUGAAGGCGCAUUGCCCACAAUUGGGUGGGCCAAGGUCAUCGGGACCAAGUAGCGGGGAUACGGGAACAAGAAACCAAGCCGGGGGUUCCCAAGUAACCAGGGGGCAAGGGGGAGCAAGCGCGAGCAACGCGCCGUCCGUGAACCAAGGAAGGACCCAGGCUAGGGUCUACGCGAUGACGGAGGCGGAUGCUCAAGCUAACCCGGAUUCCGUUGCAGGUAUUACCUUUUGUAUACUUGUGUUUUACCCUUGAUUAGUCCAUAAAUUGAGGUUGCUAGUCGUUGGGAUCAUUGCACGAAGUUUUGGGGUCAAACGGAGCGAAAUCGGGCGAAAGACGGUUGUUUUCCGCCAACGCACACCAGGCUGGACCAUACGCACGGCCAUGCGUUGUCCGUGCGUUGGUCCGUGCGUUGGUGGCAGUAGCCACCGGGAAUAAAUUGCUAUACGCACGGCCGUGCGUUGCCCGUGCGUUGGUGGCAGUAGCAUCCGGGAAGAAAUUGCUAUACGCACGGACGUGCGUUGUCCGUGCGUUGGUCCGUGCAUUGGUGGCAGUAGCUCCAUUUUGAGGUUAUAAGACACGCACGCCGUGCGUACCUCCUAGGCACGCCGUGCGUACAUCCUGGGCAGCCCAAAGUCGACUUUUUUGCGCCGUAUUGCAACGUUAAGACCUGUUCUUGAUCCCAAACACGUGUGUGAACAUAAUAAACCUCUCUAAAUGUAUAAGAAUGGUAAGAAAGGUAUCUCACAUGACUUAUAAAUGUAGGAACACUAAAGAUUAAUGGGAAGCAUGCACGAAUCCUUAUCGAUACCGGAGCGCAACGUUCAUUCGUAAGUGAGGCGUUCGCCGAGGGCUUAGAGAUACAAUCAAUACCAAUGACGCAAACUUUAGUGGUAUCAACACCACUAGGGGAAGACGUUGAAAGAACCAAUUACUAUCCAUCUUGUAUGGUGGAAAUCGGUGGCCAAACCUUGACGUGUGAUUUCGUACCGCUGAGUAUGAUGGAGUUUGAUGCAAUCCUAGGGAUGGAUUGGCUAGAAAAGCAUCAUGCUAGGGUAGAUUGCUACACAAAGGUUUUGGAACUCGAAGGCAAUGAUGGGGACACCCUACGCUUCGAGGGGGACCGAGGCAAAUCAAAUAGAUGUAUCAUAUCCGCCGUGAGAGCAAGGAGUAUGAUGAGAAAGGGAUGCCACGCAUACCUAGCAUACGUGGUUGACAAAACCAAGGAAGAAGUGAACAUCGACGACGUGAGGGUGGUUCGUAAGUACCCGGAUGUCUUCCCAAAAGACCUGCCAGGGCUUCCACCUGAUAGGGAGAUUGAAUUUGUGAUCGAGGUCGAGCCUGGUACCAAACCAAUCUCCAUACCGCCAUACCGUAUGGCACCCGCUGAACUUACCGAGUUGAAAACCCAAUUGCAAGAGCUUUUGGAUAAUGGUUUCAUCAGACCCAGCCACUCCCCGUGGGGAGCGCCUGUUCUUUUUGUGAAAAAGAAAGAUGGGACGCUUCGAAUGUGUAUUGAUUAUCGUCAACUGAACAAGGUCACAAUCAAGAAUAGGUAUCCUUUGCCUAGGAUUGAUGACUUGUUUGACCAACUACGAGGGGCAACGGUGUUUUCAAAGAUCGACUUGAGGUCGGGUUACCAUCAAUUGAAGAUUAAGGAAGAUGACAUACCAAAAAGUGCUUUUCGCACAAGGUAUGGACAUUUUGAAUUCCUUGUUAUGUCGUUUGGGUUAACAAAUGCCCCAGCGGCAUUCAUGGACUUGAUGAACCGAGUAUUCCAUAAAUACUUGGAUCGAUUCGUGAUUGUGUUCAUAGAUGACAUCUUGAUUUACUCAAAGAGUGAAGAAGAGCACGAGGAGCACUUGAUACUUGUUCUAGAGACACUACGGGAGAAGCAACUUUAUGCCAAAUUUUCUAAAUGUGAAUUUUGGCUAAAGGAAAUUGGCUUUCUCGGGCACGUGGUUUCGGGAUCGGGAAUUGUUGUUGAUAACAAGAAGAUAGAGGCCAUUACCGAAUGGGAGAGACCAAAGAAUGUCAAGGAAAUUCGUAGUUUCCUUGGAUUGGCAGGCUACUACAGAAAGUUCGUGGAAAAGUUCUCUGUUUUGGCGUCGCCGUUGACGAAGCUCACUCGAAAGGGAGCUAAGUUUAUAUGGGAUGACAAAUGUGAGAAAGGAUUCAUCGAACUGAAGAAGAGAUUGACCGAGGCACCGGUACUUGCAUUACCCAAACAGGGUAUGGGGUACGAUGUCUAUAGUGACGCGAGCAUCCAAGGUUUUGGGUGUGUGUUGAUGCAGGAGGGGAGAGUAAUUGCCUAUGCCUCACGACAGUUGAAGAAGCAUGAGGUAAAUUACCCUACCCAUGAUCUGGAGCUGGGAGCAGUAGUGUUUGCACUGAAGAUUUGGAGACAUUAUCUCUACGGAGAGACAUGUCACAUAUAUACUGAUCAUAAGAGCUUGAAGUACGUGUUUACUCAGAAAGAGUUAAACAUGAGACAGAGACGGUGGAUGGAGUUGAUAAAGGACUACCAUCUAGUUAUUGAGUACCAUCCAGGUAAGGCAAACGUUGUAGCAGAUGCCCUCAGUCGGAAGAGUUUGUCUGGGGCAUUGUUGACUAGUUUGAGGGCACUGAGGGCCCAAUUGGAUGUAUCUAACGACGGUGCCUUAUUGGCACGAUUCGAAGUGAGACCGACCUUACUUGAUGAGAUCAAGAAGGGUCAAGAGACUGACGCAGAACUUAUGAAGGUCCGGGAACGCAUGCAAGCGGGACCGGUGGAGGAUUUCAGGGAAAGAGAUGAUGGUCUCUUGUUAUUUCGUGACCGAGUGUGUGUGCCGUCAGAUGAGGAGAUCCGAAAGUCCAUCUUAGAGGAGGCUCAUUCAUCGGCGUAUGCCAUGCACCCGGGGGGCACAAAAAUGUACCGUGAUUUGAAAGAAAGUUACUGGUGGUCUGGAAUGAAGAGGGAAAUAGCCGAGUACAUCAGUCGAUGCCUUACAUGUCAA